Stegastes partitus (bicolor damselfish) is the source of this 3524-nucleotide messenger RNA. It is a transcript of the gene ergic1, whose product is annotated as endoplasmic reticulum-golgi intermediate compartment 1. Gene Ontology annotation, cellular component: endoplasmic reticulum; COPII-coated ER to Golgi transport vesicle; Golgi membrane. The coding region runs from base 1427 to 2200 and encodes 257 amino acids. The transcript has 7 exons. The record is from RefSeq and is a predicted model, not a curated record. Gene Ontology annotation, biological process: endoplasmic reticulum to Golgi vesicle-mediated transport; retrograde vesicle-mediated transport, Golgi to endoplasmic reticulum. Lineage: Eukaryota; Metazoa; Chordata; Actinopteri; Pomacentridae.
UAUACAUAAUAUAUACACAUAUACAACUCUCUGUUUCUCUACAUUACACUUUGUAUUUGUGUGUUUUCUCUUUUAUAUUGCUUAAUUCCUCAUUUUUUUUACCACCAGUUUUUCCUUUUUCAGACAUUAGCAUGCUUGCCGUGCCCUUAUUUAACGCAGCGUGUUUGCAGAAGUGAACUGCGUCGUGAUUUGUUGUGCUGUGGCAUCCUCUGUUUAAAUCUCGUGCGGCCACGCGUCUGCGAUGCGCGUUUGACAUAAAGCUGCCUCUGCCGCCUCGUCUACUGUACUCAGAUGUCAGAAAAGUGGGCGGGCCCGUCGAAGCGUGCCAGGACGGAGAGCAGUCACCGGUUAUUUGCGCCUCAUGACUCCACUCAGAAACUAUGCCCAAUGACAAAUCACACACACAUUGGCGAGGUUUGGGCAGCGCAGAAAAACUCGCACAUUCGCUCGGUUCAAGAGAUAUCCAAAAAUGGCAAAGCUAAUAAAUGCUUGUGUGAAAAUUAAGUCCAGAUUUGUGCAACAGCGCCUCUGGCAUGCAGACACGCAGCUGUCAGCCAUGUGUUUAGACGAGCUCACUCAUGGCAUGCCUAUACAAAGACCGUCCCUCUGCCGUUUCCAAUUAAAGCUCUUGAUGAUUGUAUGUACGGCGGUUUUGUUUAUUUGCAGAAUUUCUUUUUUUUUUCUUUUCUUCAGAAACGUGGGGCCCCUUUUAAAUACCAGCUCAAACACGUCGCUUUAACCACACUGCAGCUGCGUGUAAUGAGCAGAAACGUCCCUCAGCAGCCUCUCGCUGCAAGCUAAUAUUUUACAUCAUUCUACCUCGCCGGCCCUCCAAACAGGUUGUCAUCCGUUGCAAAUUUACUUGGAGGGAGACGGCGUUUCAUCAUGGAAAACUUGGCAUUUCCGUCUCGCUUUUUAAAAAAACAAAACAAAUUAUUAAUCUGCUCUGCCGUUCCAGAGUUAAACAUCGUCUCCCUCCGCUGACCUUUACGGGUUGCCUCGUCCUGAUUUGUGACUUCAUGGAAAAGCACAACCGCGUGUAGUAACCUUAUAAUAACCACCACCACCACCACCUCCCCACCUCGGAUCCACUUUAUAUCAACGCACUUCCAGGCCUAAAUGUCUUAAAAAGGAGAAACAAGCCAUCUCUUUUUCUGUCUCUCUCCCUCACACACACACAUAUUGGCGCACUUCGCUUAUAUUUGCGCAUGGUAUUUUGGGAUCUGGGGUUCAAACUUGUCUUGAAUGUCAAAGGUCAGACAGACGGCAUGUGGGGGUUUUAGCACAGAUCCGGCAGACAUCCCUCCCUCUCUCUCCGCUGCUGGCUACAGCACCGGCAGGCUCUGAAAAUAGGCGACUGCCAGUGUGCCAACAUACAGCGGCCUGCAGGAGGGGAGGAGGGGAGGAGGGGGUCACUAAAGUCUAGAUGGAAAAACACAGACAGAGCGAGAGAGGGGGUGACGGGAUGAUAAGUGGUCUGUUUGGACUUUGUAUGUUUACUUUGUGGGUCACUCUCUGCAGCGAUAUUCAGAAUUUCUGUCUUUUAUCUCCUCUUUCUGCCUGUUUGGGUAUUGAAUUGGUGGGUUUGGACAUCCAAGAUGAGAUGGGCCGCCAUGAAGUCGGUCACAUAGACAACUCCAUGAAGAUUCCUCUCAACCAGGGGGAUGGUUGUCGCUUUGAGGGAGAGUUCACCAUCAACAAAGUACCGGGAAACUUCCAUGUGUCGACACACAGCGCUACAGCGCAGCCCCAAAACCCCGACAUGACCCACACCAUCCACAAGCUGGCCUUUGGGGAAAAGCUUCAGGUACAAAAGGUCCAAGGAGCCUUCAAUGCUUUAGGAGGAGCUGACAAGCUGUCAUCUAAUCCUCUGGCCUCACAUGACUACAUCCUGAAGAUUGUACCGACAGUGUAUGAAGACCUAUCGGGCAAACAGAGGUUCUCCUACCAGUACACAGUAGCCAACAAGGAAUACGUUGCGUACAGUCACACAGGCAGAAUUAUUCCAGCAAUCUGGUUCAGAUAUGACCUCAGUCCAAUCACAGUCAAGUACACGGAGAGGAGGCAGCCGUUCUACCGCUUCAUCACGACAAUUUGUGCCAUCGUCGGAGGGACGUUCACAGUCGCAGGAAUCAUCGACUCCUGUAUAUUUACUGCUUCAGAGGCCUGGAAGAAGAUCCAGAUCGGAAAAAUGUCAUGAGGACUGCUUCCCGCCCCCUCCUCACAUUUUUAUUUAUAAGUGCGAAGUUGCUAGCCUGUUAGCUAAAUCCUGCUCGGAGCAACUUUCCCUGUGGAGAUUGUAUCCCCGUGACCAACCAGGAGUCUCCGGGGCUCGAUAUAACUACCAGGCUACACGGCUGCGUCUCCGUUACUGAAGAUCCUCUCGGGCUCCGAUCUGCUCUGAUGACGCGUGAACGCCGACUAUCACAUGUCCGCUUCCUGCGUCUUCAGUGUCAGGAGAGGAGAGGAAAUCUCUUUUGUUACUGUGGAGGUGAAUUCUAAAGAGCUGUGGGUCAGGAUUCAGCCAGGUUGAUGUUUUCGAUGGCCGCAGCUGGUAUUUUUUAAAAAAUGAAGUAAGGAAAAAAAAAAAGAUAUUUGUGCUGUUAUGAAAGUUUUUAACAUUUGCACCAUGUGUCCACACAGAAUUUCCACAUUGUAGGAAUAUUUUUAAUUCACGUAUGGAUUAUUUACAGACAAAAAUGUAUAAUUUCGCCUGUAAAUGAAUCCAAAUAAGUACGAUCGCCACCAUUAUGUCAGUCUAACUGUGUUUGUUUCCUCAAAACUGCAAAAGCCAAUGAUUAGUUCAGAAGGAAAGUGUUUGGGAUUUUAAAUCUUGCACAGACUGGGCUCAAAUCUGAAGUGUUACUGUUUCUCAUACUGUCUGUAAAAGUGUUUCGUACCAUGCAACAGUGUCUUUUCAGUGUGGCUUCCAUUUUUAUCUCCAGUACUCAAACUGUUUGCCUUCUUGUUUACUACUCCACCAUGCAGGAUUAUUACCAGCUCUCAUUUGUUUGUCGGGCUCUUUCAGUGGCUAAAACCAGUAUUUUCACUGUGUUUGUCAUGCAUGAUGGGAUUUACAGCAUCUGUGUAGAUUUUUUUUUAGCUUUUAGAGAAUUCUUUUAAACACAUCGAUCAUUGUCGUUUUCAGUCUAUGUAUACCAAAUAAUUCAGCAACACUGUUAAGCGUCUCUGACUUUUUCCAUUCCGUCUCCAUGAUUGUAAAAAAAAAAAAUGUGGUGGAGGUCUGUUAGUUUCUAGUUUGAUUUAUGUACAAGGUAUUUGUGUUUCCAUGAAGUUGUAAAUUGUAAUGAAGGUUCGGUUUUGUAAGGAGAGAACUUGUGGGUGAAGAUGUUUCUUUUUGCUCUUUUUAUACUGUUACCAUGACCUCUCUGAUCGAGGACAGUGAUAAUCACCAAACUCCCAGAACCUGUUUUUCUACUCUAAAGGCCAUCCAUUUCCUCUUCCGUCUCAAAUUACUCUGUAAUGCUAUGUGUUCCUCAAGUAAAGGUACUAUUGAGGUUACA